Messenger RNA from Callithrix jacchus (white-tufted-ear marmoset), 5257 nucleotides. It is a transcript of the gene MUC22, whose product is annotated as mucin 22. NCBI's taxonomy places the organism in Eukaryota, Metazoa, Chordata, Mammalia, Primates, Cebidae. The record is from RefSeq and is a predicted model, not a curated record.
AUGUGUCUGUUCUUGUACCAGUGCUAUGCUGUUUUGGUCUGCAGUAAUGUCUUACGGCACUGGGUGCUCAUCUACGGAAUGGAGAUGGGCAAUCAGUCCUCAGAAGAUGAAAGGCCCAGGGCCCACAGUGAAGUUUUUAGGGGUUACGUGUUGGUCAUCAGACCCCUCAUGACUCAGACUUUUCAGACUCUAAACCUGCAAAUCAUCCUUAAUCCAUUCCCACCACCUUAUUUGUCCUCCACCGCAGGCUCUGAGAAUACCACAGCCUUCACCAAAGGCUCUGACACCACUAGAGUCUCCAUCACAGGCUCUGAGACCACCAUGGCCUCCACCAUGACCUCCACCAUGGCCUCUACUGUGGCCUUAACUACAGACUCAGACUCUAAGAUCACCACAGACUCCACCACAGGCUUUGAGACAACGUCGGCCUCCACCAUGGCUUCUACUGUGGCCUUCACCACAGGCUCUGAGAUUGCCACCACCUCCACUGCAGGCUCCGAGGCCACAAAAAUCUCUACCACAGGCUCUGAGACCACCACAUCAUUUACUGCAGGUUCUGAGACCACCAGCACCUCCACCUCCAUGUCAGGCUCUGAGAAUACCACAACUUCGGCUGCAGACUCUGAUAGGAUCACGGCAUCCAGCAUGAGCUCUGAGACCACUUUGGCCCCCACUGCAGCCUCUAACACCAGCACAGCCUCAACAACAGGCUCUGAGACCACUACAGUCCCAAUCAAAACCUCUGAGACCACCACAGCCUCUACAGCAGGUUCUGAGACCAACACUUCCUCCACCACAGGCUCUCAGACCACCGUAGUCUCUAUUUCAAGUUCUGAGAUCACCACCACCUCCACAGCAGGAUCUGAGACUACCAGAGUCUCCACAGUAAGCCCUGAGACCACCACAGUCUCUAGUGCAGGCUCUGAGACCACCACAGCUUCUACGGCAGGCUCUGAAACCACCACCAUGUCCACUGCAGGCUAUGAGACCACUACAGUCUCUACCACAGGCAGUGGGACUACCACAGUCUCCACCAUGGGCUAUGAGACCACCACAACCUCUCCUACAAGCUCUGAAACCACCACAGCUUCUACUUCAGUCUCUGAGACCACCAUCACCUCCACUGCAGGCUCUGAGAUCACCACAACCUCUACUGCAGGCUCUGAGACCACCACGGCAUCCACCAUGGGCUCUGAGACCACUAUGGCCUCUACCAUAGACUCUGAGACCACCAAGGUCUCCACUGCAAGCUCUGAGAUGAUCACGGUCUUUGCUAUAGGCUCUGAGACCACCAUGGCCUCUACCACAGGCUCUGAAACCGUCACAGCUUCCACUGCAGGCUCUGAGACCACCCCAGCUUCCACCACAGGCUCUAAAACCACUAUGAUCUCUAACACAGGCUCUGAGACCUCCACAGCCUCCAUCAUGAGCUCUGAGACCACCACAUAUUCUACCACAGGCUCUGAGACAACCACAGCCUCCAUUGCAGAUUCUGAGAUGACUGCAACCUCUACUACAGGCUCUGAGAUCACCACAGCCUCUAUUACAAGCUCUGAGACCACUAUAGUAUCCACCAUGGGCUCUAAGACCACUAUGGCUUCUGCGAUAGGCUCUGAGACCACCAAGGCCUCCACUGCAAGCUCUGAGACAACCACAGUCUUCACUGAAGUCUCUGAGACCACCACAGUCUCAACCACAGGCUCUGAGACCACCACAGGCUCUGAAACCAUCAUAGCCUCUACUGCAGGCUUAGAGACCACCACAGUCACUACCACAGGCUCUGAGACCACCACAACCUCUACCGAAGGCUCCGAGAUGACCACAGCCUCUACCGCAGGAUCCGAGACCACCACAGCCUCUACCGCAGGAUCCGAGACCACCACAGCCUCUACCGCAGGAUCCGAGACCACCACAGCCUCUACCGCAGGAUCCGAGACCACCACAGCCUCUACCGCAGGAUCCGAGACCACCACAGCCUCUACCGCAGGAUCCGAGACCACCACAGCCUCUACCGCAGGAUCCGAGACCACCACAGCCUCUACCGCAGGAUCCGAGACCACCACAGCCUCUACCGCAGGCUCAGAGACCACCACAGUCUCUACAGCAGGCCCUGGGAUCACCACAGCCUCUACUGCAGGCUCAGAGACCACCACAGCCUCUACCGCAGGAUCCGAGACCACCACAGCCUCUACCGCAGGAUCCGAGACCACCACAGCCUCUACCGCAGGAUCCGAGACCACCACAGCCUCUACCGCAGGCUCAGAGACCACCACAGUCUCUACAGCAGGCCCUGGGAUCACCACAGCCUCUACUGCAGGCUCAGAGACCACCACAGCCUCUACAGCAGGCUCUGGGAUCACCACAGCCUCUACUGCAGGCUCAGAGACCACCACAGUCUCUACAGCAGGCUCCGGGAUCACCACAGCCUCUACCGCAGGAUCCGAGACCACCACAGCCUCUACCACAGGAUCCGAGACCACCACAGCCUCUACAGCAGGCUCUGAGACGACCACAGCCUCUACCGCAGGCUCUGAGACCACCACAGCCUCUACUGGAGGCUCAAAGACCACCACAGUCACUACCACAGGAUCCGAGACCACCACAGCCUCUACUGCAGGUUCUGAGACCACCACAGCCUCUACUGCAGGAUCUGAGACCACCACAGCCUCUACCACAGGCUCAGAGACCACCACAGUCACUACCGCAGGAUCCGAGACCACCACAGCCUCUACUUCAGGCUCAGAGACCAUUACAGUCACUACCACAGGCUCUGAGACCACCACAACCUCUACUGAAGGUUCUGAGAUGACCACAGCCUGUACCACAGGAUCCGAGAUCACCACAGCCUCUAUUCAAGGGUCUGAGACCACCAUAGUCUCUACCUCAGGCUCUGAGACCACCACAGCCUCUACUGAAGGCUCUGAGACCACCACAGCCUCUACUGAAGGCUCUGAGACCACUAUGGUUUCUACUGCAGGCUCUGAGAUCACCACAGCCUCUACUGAAGGCUCUGAGACCACUACUGUCAUUACCAUGGGCUCUGAGACCACCACAGACCUCACUGCAGGCUCUGAGACCACCACAGCCUCUACUGAAGGCUCUGAGACCACUACUGUCAUUACCAUGGGCUCUGAGACCACCACAGCCUCUACUGAAGGCUCUGAGACCACCACAGCCUCUACUGAAGGCUCUGAGACCACUACUGUCAUUACCAUGGGCUCUGAGACCACCAUAGACCUCACUGCAGGCUCUGAGACCACCACAGCCUCUACUGAAGGCUCUGAGACCACUACAGUCACUAUCACAGGCUCUGAGACCACUAUGGUCUCUACCACAGGCUCUGAGUCUACCACCACCUCUACAGAAGGCUCAGAGACCACUACAGUAACUACCACAGGCUCUGAGACCACCACAGCCUCUACCACAGGCUCAGAGAUCACCACCACCUCUGGUAAAGGCUCUGGGAACACUACAGUCUCUACCACAGGCUCUGACACCACUAUACCCUCUACUGAAGGCUCUGAGGCCACAACCACCUCUACUGAAGGCUCUGUGACCACCACAGCCUCCACUGCAGGCUCUGGGACCACCACAGCCUCUACUUCAGGCUCUGAGACCACCACAGCCUGUGCUACAGGUUCUGAGACCUCCAUACCCCCAAGGGCAGGCUCUGAGACCAACAUUGGCUUCAUCAUAGGCUCUGAGACCACCAUGCUUUCUACUACAAGCUUUGAGCCCACUGCAACUUUCUUCACAGGCUCUGAGACCACCACAGUCCCUAGCACAUCUUCUGCAGCCACUGCAGCCUCCACCACUGUCUCGGCCACCACUUUUAUACCCACCAAGGCCACUGAUGUUUCUACUCAGCGCAUCGCCAACAUGGCUGUGUCAGGCACCAGGAUCACUGGAACCAGACCCACUGCCUCCAGCUCUGUGACCAUGGCCCCUGGAAUGGAGUCCACAGCCUCUGCUACCAGCCAUGCUGUGCCAGGAAUAGUCCCAAACACCUCUGGCCUGGGUACACCUACAAUGGGAGCAUCAUCUACCACCUCAGUCCCCAGCGUCAGGACCACCCCAGGAUCCACUCGUGAGCCAACCAGCACCACCGCCCAGGAAACAGGCCCCGUGUCCAGGGUCACAAACACAGUUAGCAUGAGCCACAUGCCCACAAAUGUGAUCAAACCAGGUGGAUAUUUACAGCCCUGGGCUAUCAUCCUCAUUUCCCUUGCUGCAGUCGUGGCUGGUGUCGGAUUGUCAGUAGGACUGAGUUUUUGCCUGAGAGAACUUUGCUUCCCCCUGAGAAACAGUGGUAUUUAUUAUCCCCAUGGCCACAGCCUGGGCCAUGGUCUGGACCUAAAUUUGGGCCUGGGCUCUGGGACAUUCCACAGCCUGGGAGAUGCACUGGCUUAUGGAGGAGAGCUUGAGAUGGGACAUGGAGGAGCGCAUGGCUUUGGACAAGGAGUGUGCCAUGAACUGAGCCACAUCCAUGGGGACGACUGUGGAGGAAAUCAUGGCAGGCAUUAUGGAUAUGGAGGAAGCCACAGAGUGGGUCACAGAGGAAGCCACCAAGGACGCCAUGGCAGGACAAGAUGGCUGUGGCCAUAGAUUGGAUAUCAAAAAAUAUUUUGGGUGGGAGGGGGUCAUAGAGGAGAAAAAAAUAAUGAUCAUGGAAUAAUUAAAACGGGGCAUAGGGAGGUUCCCAGGAUGUGAUCCAUGGACAUGGACAUGGCUAGGUCAAGAAAAGAACCAGCAAAAGGACCACAGAGCCUUUAACUGGCUUGGCGAUGACUUCGAAUCAAAGGUUCUGUGAGUUUUUCCUGAAUCUCAGCCUCUGUUGUGGGGAGUCCUGACAACCACCCUCAGGACAUCUCUCCCAUCUCCCACUACCUCAGGGUCAACGUUUCUCAUCCCUGUGUUUCCUCAUGGUGCUAUAAAUAUUACCAGGACAUGUCUAAGACGCUAAAGCACAUAUGAAUGUUUUAUCAGCGCCACGUGCUUAUUUGUUUUCCUAUUUGUUCUUUCAUUUUUUUUUUGAGUGCUUAUCACUAUACCAGGAGUCUUUAAAUAUGUCAUCAUUUGGCUGGGCACAAUGGCUUAUGCCUGUAAUCGCAGCACUUUGGGAGGCCGACGGGGGUGGAUCACUUGAGGUCAGGAGUUUGAGACCAGCCUGGCCAACAUGGUGAAACCCUGUCUCUACCAAAAAUAAAAUUACAAAAAUUAGCCAAACAUGGUGGCGAGUGCCUGUAAUCCCAGCUAC